AUGAGCGUGGAGAAUCCUUGCGAAGAGGCUCUCUCCAGCUUGCUUCUGGAGGAUGUCAAGCAGAGGCUGCAGAAAGCAUUUCGGGAACAGAGGACAGCCUCGUCCCCUCAAGCACUGAGACCGGCAGCAAGUAAGGACAGAGGAAAGAGGACCCUGGCUGCCCAGGAGGAGCUGCGCAGGGCACGCAUAGAGGGGGCCAUUGCCUGGCUACGGGUAGAACUGCUGGAGAUGAAGUCUCAGAACCGCCAGCUUGCCAAAACUCUGCUAGAUUUAAGCACAGACAUACAGAGACUGAGAAAUGAAACAGAGAUAAUGGCAUCUGUAGAGUCAAAGACCUUGAGCAUUGCUGCAAGCCCAGAAUAAUAAUGAUAAUAAUAAUAAUAACUCGG
Messenger RNA from Eublepharis macularius, 389 nucleotides. It is a transcript of the gene AARD, whose product is annotated as alanine and arginine rich domain containing protein. Lineage: Eukaryota; Metazoa; Chordata; Lepidosauria; Squamata; Eublepharidae. The coding region runs from base 1 to 363 and encodes 120 amino acids. The transcript is spliced from 2 exons. The record is from RefSeq and is a predicted model, not a curated record.